AUGUCAAACAAAGGUCCAAUUGGAAUUGCUGAACAAUUGAACUAUCUCAUUCAAUGGUUUAUGGAAUACAGUGAGAUGCAGAAAGACGAUUUCUAUAAUAUUCUCGUUGAAACUUAUUCACAUCAAGAUGUCAACGGCAUGUCCAAUUCUAUGAAUAGCUUAGAAUUGAAUGAGCGUCCUCCGAGUAUUUUCCAAUGUCGUAUGAAAUUGUUUCGAGAAUGGCAUGCCUCCUGGAGCGAGGAAGAGAAGCUUGAAUUUUUGGCUCGCUUAGGACGAAUGGACGACAAAUUCAUGGAGAAAUUCAAUGAUGAAAUGGGUUUUAAGAACGGCGAAUAA
This is a messenger RNA of Uloborus diversus, 336 nucleotides long. RefSeq lists its product as uncharacterized. The record is from RefSeq and is a predicted model, not a curated record. Bases 1 to 336 code for a protein of 111 amino acids. The transcript has a single exon. Lineage: Eukaryota; Metazoa; Arthropoda; Arachnida; Araneae; Uloboridae.